AUGAGCGUUGGCAAGAAGGUCGUAGAUUUUGAGCGCUCCAGUCACAUCUUCAACGCAGCUUCCGACCCGUUUGCCCGACCCCUCGAUUGUGGCUUUGACUACCCAGCAGCCCGCUUUCCACUGCUAUUGAACCCCAUGUUACUUCGACGGGAUGCUGAGAUCAGUCCCCCUACAAUUCUGCGCACUGACGCCGUCGACGACUCGGGGGCGGAGGCGGCGGCUACGCCUCGUCAAAUUGCGUUGUUUGGCAUCCUCGAGGGCUUUCGAAUAGCGAGGUCCGGCUCCGCGCUCCGCUUCGGCCAGGUCUCAACGUGGAUGCUUCCGGAAGUAGCUAAGGGGGCAAUGUAUGAGCAGGAGCCACUGCGCAUUACCAAGCGUGAUACUGUCAAGGGAGUGACAUUUUACGAAGUCCUCAAGGUUGGUGACGAGAAUCCCGUUCAAUGCAAAAUCGACACAUGCAACGAAUGGAUUCUUCGAACCGGAGUGUGCUUGGGCGGUCCGCGCAGUGUACAUCGAGUCAUGGUUGGCGGGCAGUAUCUUGCUCGCAUUGUCGCUGGUGAGAACACUAGCGACGACAAGGACAGGAUCUACGUGGAUCACGCAGACGGGGAUUGCUGUAACGACACGGCCGCCAACCUGAACUGGGUGAACCCCUCUUUCAACACCUUCAACACAGCGCGCAAAGGCAAUAGCAGCGGCUACUUUGGCGUUCGACAGAAUGGGAGGAAGUUCCUGAUCCAUACGGCGCAUAACUACAUGCCCUACCCGAAUGGGAAGACAGCGGCUCGCGUGUACGACCUUGCCUGUACGCUCAAGUAUGGCGAUCUGCUCCGCAAAUCCCGUAUCUGCCCAGCAACCUCGACCGAGACCGCCGCGUUUCUUUGGCCGAAACGCAGUCGGACGGCGUCAGCUUCUGCAAAGUCGAUGUCAAAGACGUUGCGAAAUUGGCAAAUUGCAUGGGAUGAUCUAUGGCUACAGGCUUGA
Messenger RNA from Moesziomyces antarcticus, 984 nucleotides. RefSeq lists its product as uncharacterized. Lineage: Eukaryota; Fungi; Basidiomycota; Ustilaginomycetes; Ustilaginales; Ustilaginaceae. The record is from RefSeq and is a predicted model, not a curated record. The transcript is spliced from 3 exons. The coding region runs from base 1 to 984 and encodes 327 amino acids.